UAUUUAUGAUAUUUCUACUGAUCAAGAGAAGGUAUUUGCUAAAAAUAUUGCAAAUUUACUUGAAGAUAUUGGAACAAUUUCUAAUAGAGUAGGACAUGUUAAAAUUAACAAUUCACUUACUCGUUUUGUGAAAAAAUUGAAUGAUGAAUAUCCCUUAACACAAGAAGAUAUUAAAGAUCCUCUUACUGUAAAAAUGAAAAGAAAACCAAAUAAUACUAAUUGCAAUAAAUUAG
Molecule: messenger RNA, 233 nt
Organism: Dentiscutata erythropus
Lineage: Eukaryota; Fungi; Glomeromycota; Glomeromycetes; Diversisporales; Gigasporaceae
Source: the annotation of a GenBank genome assembly